CGGUGGCCGACGUCGCGGGUCGACGAGGUACAUCACGCGAGGUACAAGCUGAGACACGUCGCGAUUGAGAUUUUCCUCACCGACCGCCGGUCCGUGUUCCUCGCGUUUCAAGACCGCCGCACGAUGCGCGAGGCCGCGGCGCGCGUCGCCGCGUGCAAGCCUGGCGCGGUCGUGAUGGACCGCCGGCGUAAGCUCGAGGCUGCGUCGCGAGCGCAAGAGCGUUGGCGACGAAGAGAGCUCUCGACGUUUGACUACCUGCAAGCGUUGAACACGCUCGCCGGGCGAACGAAGAAUGACCUCACGCAAUACCCGGUGUUCCCGUGGAUAUUGAGCGACUACACGUCCCCGGAGAUUGACUUGAACGACCCGAAGGUGUUUCGAGACCUCACGAAGCCGAUCGGCGCGCUGCACGCGCCGCGUCUGGAACAGUUCAUCGAGCGGUUUAAGCUCCUCGCGGAGGAUCCGGACCCGUCGACGCCGCCGUUUCACUACGGCUCGCACUACUCCUCGUCCGGGAUCGUGCUGUUCUUCCUCCUUCGCCUCGAGCCGUUCACCGGGUUGAACCGUAAGCUUCAAGGUGGGAGGUUCGAUCACGCCGAUAGGUUGUUCUCUUCCGUCGAUCGGUGCUGGCGCGCGUGUUUGGAGUCCACCGCGGAUGUGAAAGAGCUCAUCCCGGAGUUUUACUGCCUCCCGGAGUUUCUCGAAAACAACAGCGCGCACGACCUCGGGUCGCGCCAGGACGGCAACGCCGUCGGCGACGUCGAACUCCCGCCGUGGGCGAAAGGCAGCACCCACGAGUUCAUCCGCGUCAUGCGCGAGGCUCUCGAAAGCGAGACGGUAUCCGCGCGCGUCCACGAGUGGAUCGACCUCGUCUUCGGGUCGGCGCAACUCGGCGCGGAGGCGGUGAAGCGACACAACGUGUUUCACCAUCUCACGUACGAGGGCGCGGUGGAUUUAGACGCGAUCGCGGACGCGGAUCAGCGCGCGGCUGCGGAGGCGCAGAUCAUAAACUUUGGACAAACCCCGGCGCGGUUGUUCACGAAGCCCCACCCGCGUCGGCACUCGCCGCACGCGAUUCGCCUCGCAUCCGUGGUGUCCCCGCCGUUACCCGGGAGCGGGAAGCUGCAGCGACCGCAUCCGGAGCGAUCCCUCGCGCCGAUCGCGUUCCUGGCCGUCGAAGGCGACGCGAGCGGCGCCUUAGGAACCUCGCGCGUGGUGACGAUGUCCGCGGACCGCGUCGGGAGCGUCGGCAACGACGCGGGACCCUCUGCCGGCGGCGCCGACGGCGGAGGGUCCCCCGCGUACGCCGUCGUGUGCGACGGCGGCGGGGACCACCGCAGGAUCGCGCCGCCGUUCGCCGCCGCCGCCGACGCGGGGCCGCGGUGCUUCGCGACGAUCGCGUCGAACCGCGUGCUGCUCUCGUGCGGGCACUGGGACCACGGGCUGCGUCUGAUCGCCGUGGACGACGGCAGGGAGCUGCAGAUCGCGACCGGGCACAGGGACCUCGUGACGUGCCUCGCGACGACCGCGCCGGGGGGCGCGACGGGGGGACGGGCCGGGUCCAGGGACACGACGGUCGCGGUGUGGGAGGUCACGCCGCCGCCCGGGGGGUGGGGGGAUCCGAGGUCGAAACCGUCGCUGGCGAAGGGCGGCGGGUUAGGGCAUCAACCGAGGCGGAUACUCUUCGGGCACAACGACGCGGUGACGUGCGUCGCCGCGUCCGCGGAGCUCGACCUCGUCGCGUCCGGCGGCGCCGACGGGGCGGUGCUGCUUCACACGCUCCGAGAAGGGAGGCACUUGCGGACCGUGCGCGCCCCGCGGAAAAAGCUCCAAGGCGACGCCGGCCCCGGCGCCGCCGACGAUCACGCGGGAACGCCGGGCUGCCACGGGAUCAACGCGCCGUGCAGCGCCGCGCCGCUGGCGACGGCGUCGGCGUCGGAGCGGUUACACGCCUUCGCCGUCACGUCGGACGCGAGGUUUCUUCUCACCGGCGGCGAGAAGGGGAUCGUCGUCGUUCGCAUGGUGCACGAUUUGUCCAUAUGGGCAAAGUACGACGGGCCCGGGCCGGGGAUGACCGCGUUGUGCGUUACUCCCGAGGAGUGCAUCGUGGGGGGGAUGGCGGACGGGAGGAUCGCGGUGUGG
Molecule: messenger RNA, 2142 nt
Organism: Micromonas pusilla CCMP1545
Lineage: Eukaryota; Viridiplantae; Chlorophyta; Mamiellophyceae; Mamiellales; Mamiellaceae
Exons: 5
Molecular function (GO): protein binding
Source: RefSeq, a predicted model, not a curated record